Molecule: messenger RNA, 1293 nt
Organism: Strongyloides ratti
Lineage: Eukaryota; Metazoa; Nematoda; Chromadorea; Rhabditida; Strongyloididae
Exons: 3
Coding region: 1-1293 (430 amino acids)
Source: RefSeq, a predicted model, not a curated record
AUGGCUACUACAGUUUUUUCGAAUUAUGAAAAUAUAAAAGAAAAGGGUGAUCUUGAUUUUUCAAAUUAUAUUCUUAAACUUCAAGAAUAUUGUAACAAUAUUGUUACACAAAUGUCAAAAGAUACAAUUCUUAAUUGUAUAAAUGAAUCAGAUACACGUACUAAUAAUAUAUUUCUUUGGCACAUACUUUCAACUUAUUUUAAAAAGUUUCAUGACAAUCGUUCUAUUAAAUCAUUAAUUGAUUUUUCUAUAAUUAUGAAACUUGUUUUUGAUACUGAUGCCAGUGAAGCAAGGCGAAUAUUUGAUGUUAUUGAUAAUGUUGGAAGAAGCUUUAUAGCUCGUUUAAGUAUUAUUAGUUUACUACAAAAAGGAAAUACUAAAGUUAUUACAAGUUUUCAUUCUUCUCUUAUGAGUAUUUAUGAUAAAGAUGAGGAUGUUACGGGUGCAUUAAAAUAUAUUAUUUUGGAUGAUUACCAAUUACUAAAUGAAAGAUUUAUGACAAAAGUAAAAAAGAUACCUCCAGUUAUUAAUCCUUGUUCAUUAGUGAGUUAUUUCUACUACUCUGGAAAUGUAUUAAUGAAAGUGAGAAAAUAUGUUGAUGCUUUUGUCUGUUAUGAAUCUGUAAUUCAUAUUACUAAUAAAAUAUCUACACCAAAUUCUGAAAUAUUUAAUGCUGCAAUUAUAAAAUAUAUUUUAUCUGGUAUUUUGGCUUUUCAAAGAUCACCAUUGAUGAAUUUUAUUUUAACAAAUGAAACAAUACGGAAUUUUAGCUUUUACUAUAAAGAUUAUGUUUCAAUUCAUAAAUAUUUUAAGAAUGGUUUAGUUAUUGACAAUAUUACUUUUUCAAAUUUCUCAACAAUUAUUGAUACAUUGGUUAAAAAGACGGAUGAUGAAACUAGAGAAAAUUGUGAAUAUCUAUUAUUAAUCAAAGAUAAUAUUAUAAGGCAAUCUGUUAUCAAAUUUGCCAAAGUUUACAAUAGAAUGACAAUUGAUGAAUUAAAAAAGAAAUCUUUUGUACCUGGUACAAUUAAUAUGAGAGAAUACAUUAAUGAUUUGGCUAAUGAAAAACUAAUUAAUGUAUCUGUAACUGACGGUAAAGUUAUAACAUUUAUUGAUGAUGAAGAAAUAGAUACAUCAUCAGUCUACAAAUUAUGCGGUGAAAUUGAAGUUGCACAAAGACGGCUGGAUAAAUUAAAGGAUCUUUUACUUAGUAAUUUUUCAAACGAAAAAAGUUUUGUUGAUGAAAAAUUUGACACUAGUUCGUUAGAAGUUAUUGCAUGCAUAGAAGAUUAA